AUGGAACCAAGGACUAAAAAACCUGCGGUCCCCUGCUGGUUCAAUUUUGACCCAUACCCACUUGUCUCUCAACUUGGGCAACAUCCACCUUUCGAGCUAUCAGAUGUCUUGGGACUGCAAUGUAGGGCCUUAGGGCAUUGGCGCAGCAUUUGUGAGGUGAGACCAGCAGUGGAGGGAAACUUGGAGAAGAUCCAACAGGCUGUCAACCAACUGCAAGAACAACUGAAGAAGAAGACAGAACAGAGGACUGAAUUCAUCAAGAAGUACAACCUGAAUCAUCAGAAGGCGGCAUCUUCAGAGACCGAGGCUACAAGCAACAAGGGUGGCGGAAGUGUGCUAGUUUGA
This is a messenger RNA of Effrenium voratum, 345 nucleotides long. Lineage: Eukaryota; Dinophyceae; Suessiales; Symbiodiniaceae. The record is from the annotation of a GenBank genome assembly.